AUGGUCAACUCCUGCUGUGGCUCUGUCUGCUCUGAGGAGGGCUGUGGCCAAGGCUGCUGCCAGCCCAGCUGCUGCAGACCCAGCUGCUGUGUGUCCAGCUGCUGCCGCCCCUGUUGCCGCCCCAGCUGCUGUGUGUCCAGCUGCUGCAGGCCCUCUUGCUGCAUCUCCAGCUGCUGCCGCCCCAGCUGCUGUGUGUCCAGUUGCUGCAGGCCCAGCUGCUGUCAGUCUGUGUGUUGCCAGCCAACCUGCUGCCGCCCCAGCUGCUGCAGACCAUCUUGCUGCAUCUCCAGCUGCUGCCGCCCCAGCUGUUGCCAGACCACCUGCUGCCGCCCCAGCUGCUGCAUUUCUAGCUGCUGCAGACCUUCCUGCUGCCGCCCCAGCUGCUGUGUGUCCAGCUGCUGCAGGCCUCAGUGCUGCAUCUCCAGCUGUUGCCAGACCACCUGCUGCCGCCCCAGCUGUUGUGUGUCCAGCUGCUGCAGACCCCAGUGCUGCAUCUCCAGCUGCUGCCGCCCAGCAUGCUCUAGCAGUUCUUGCUGCUGAGUGCUCUCACCCAGCUGCUGCAGACCCAGCUGCUGCCAGACCACCUGCUGCAGACCUAUCUGCUGUGUGUCCAGCUGCUGCAGACCCAGCUGCUGUGUGUCCAGCUGCUGCAGACCCAGCUGCUGUCAGUCUGUGUGCUGCCAGCCCACCUGCUGCCGUCCCUGCUGCCGCCCCAGCUGCUGUGUGUCCAGCUGUUGCCAGCCCUCCUGCGGUAGUUCUAGCUGCUGUGGCUCCAGCUGCUGCCGCCCCUGCUGCCGCCCCUGCUGCCAGCCCUGCUGCCAGCCCUGCUGCCGCCCCUGCUGCCGCCCCUGCUGCCAGCCCUGCUGCCGCCCCUGCUGCCGCCCCUGCUGCUGCCUGCGCCCAGUCUGUGGUCAGGUCUGCUGCCACAGCACUUGCUACCGCCCCACCUGUGUGAUCUCCACCUGCCCCCGCCCCAUGUGCUGCGCCACCCCUUGCUGCUGA
Molecule: messenger RNA, 1002 nt
Organism: Onychomys torridus (southern grasshopper mouse)
Lineage: Eukaryota; Metazoa; Chordata; Mammalia; Rodentia; Cricetidae
Product: keratin-associated protein 4-3-like
Exons: 2
Cellular component (GO): keratin filament
Source: RefSeq, a predicted model, not a curated record